AUGAUGGCGUCUCCAGAAGACAGGACCUGGACCUAUGGCGACGGUGCAGCCGGGACCUAUCUGUGCUCCACCGACCCUGGCCUGCUGCAACUGGACGCCCUGAACUCCGCGCUCGGCUCGGACAUGCUCUGGUGGGCUACGGCCCUGCCGGAGGACCGUUUGCAGACGAUGGUCGACAAUUGCAUAAUCAUCGGUAUCUAUUCGCUUGAGCCCGAGAAUUCGGGGCAGCCUAUUAAAGACCAGAAACGCACAAUGAUCGGAGCAGCAAGGCUCAUCACGGACCGCGUCACGUUCGGGUACCUGACGGACGUGUAUGUCCUCGCGGAGCAUCAGCAGAAGGGCUUGGGUACGUUCCUGAUGAAGUGCAUGAACGAGAUCGUGGAGGGUUGGCCGGAGCUGAGAGCUCUGUGGAUCCUCGCGAGCAGCCCCGAGAGUGAGAAGCUGUACGCCAAAAUUUUUGACGCUCAUGAUUUCUUCGCAACCAACAAAAACCCCAACUUGAAGCUUUUGGAGAAGAACGGCCCGGCCUCUAGUCACUGA
Molecule: messenger RNA, 540 nt
Organism: Diaporthe batatas
Lineage: Eukaryota; Fungi; Ascomycota; Sordariomycetes; Diaporthales; Diaporthaceae
Exons: 2
Coding region: 1-540 (179 amino acids)
Molecular function (GO): acyltransferase activity, transferring groups other than amino-acyl groups
Source: RefSeq, a predicted model, not a curated record